Molecule: messenger RNA, 1969 nt
Organism: Dicentrarchus labrax (European seabass)
Lineage: Eukaryota; Metazoa; Chordata; Actinopteri; Moronidae
Gene: eci2
Product: enoyl-CoA delta isomerase 2
Exons: 12
Coding region: 154-1350 (398 amino acids)
Molecular function (GO): fatty-acyl-CoA binding
Source: RefSeq, a predicted model, not a curated record
GAGCAGCGGUGUAAACAUUAGCUCCUGUCGUUCAUAUGUUAGCUGCGUUGUGGCUCAGCUCGUUCACUCUUCGCUACCUCACGGUGUCCUCUUCCUCCUCCUCCUCCUCCUCCUCCUCCUCCUCCUCCUCCUCGGACCUGUCUCUGGGUGCUGAUGGCCGCUGUGGCCCUGAAGCUGUCCGCUCCCUGGCGCUCUGUCAGAUUAAGAAGCUUGGUCAGAUUCUCCCCCGUUCCCAGCCUGAAGUUCCACACCACAGCCUCCCCCAUGAUGGGUGUGACGGUGGAGCAGUUUGAGCAGGCCAAGGGCAAACUGUCGACUCUGAAGAACGACCCGGGCAACGAGGUCAAACUGAAGAUCUACGCUCUCUUCAAACAGGCCACUCAGGGUCCCUGUAACACUCCCAAACCAGGAAUGCUGGACUUUGUCAACAAGGUGAAAUGGGAUGCGUGGAAGUCUCUGGGCUCCAUACCUCAGGAUGAAGCCAGGCAGCAGUACUGCGACCUGGUUGGCUCCCUGGUGGCGGCGGAAGGUGGAAGCUCCGCCCAGGUGGCUGCAGAGGCUGCUGGGAGCUCCACCACGUACCAGACGCUGCUGGUCACCACGGAGGAUGACAUCACCACCAUCAAACUGAACCGACCGGCCAAGAAAAACGCCAUCACCACCGAGAUGUACAAUGAGAUUAUUGCAGCACUGGAGCAGGCAGCUAAAGACGACUCCGUCCUCACAGUGUUUACUGGUGCUGGAGAUUUUUACUGCAGCGGAAACGACCUCACCAACUUCACCAAGAUCCCCGAGGGAGGGGUGGAGGCCAUGGCCAAACAGGGCGGCGAGCUGCUCAGGAAGUACGUGAAGGCCUACAUUGACUUCCCCAAGCCGCUGAUUGCCGUGGUGAACGGACCAGCUGUAGGAGUCUCAGUCACAGUGCUGGGACUGUUCGACCUGGUCUACGCUACAGAGAGGGCCACCUUCCACACUCCGUUCAGUCAGCUGGGUCAGAGCGCUGAAGGCUGCUCCUCCUACACCUUCCCCAAAAUGAUGGGCAACGCCAAGGCCAGUGAGAUGCUGCUAUUCAAUAAGAAGCUGACGGCGGUUCAGGCCUGCGAGCUCGGCCUGGUCACUGAGGUUUUCCCCGACAGCAGCUUCCAGUCGGAGGUUUGGACCCGACUGAAGGCCUACGCCAAGCUGCCUCCCAACUCUCUGGCUCUCUCUAAGCAGCUGAUCCGGUCGAUGGAGAAGGAGCGUCUCCACGCGGUGAACGAUGCGGAGGUGGAGCGUCUGGUGGAGCGCUGGAUGUCAGACGAGUGUUUCAACGCCGUCAUGAGCUUCUUCCAGGCUAAAGCCAAACUCUGAGUGUGCGGUUGCCUUGUUGGGGCCUUUUCUGGUAUGAACAUCGCAGGUCGAAUGGGGACCACAGACGGGUCCCAAUGAGGCAGAACCUCCUGUCUGAGGUCCUGGGUAGGGGUAGCUGGUCCGCUGAUUAUCCACCGCUGUGGCGUUUACGUCCUGCAGCUCGCCGGUGUUUAACGAGUGACUCUGUUAACUGGAGGCUUUAUUAUAUUAUUCAGCUGAAAGUGUUUACAGAGGCAGAGUGGAGCUGAGCAGGUACUGAGAUUAAACUUUCCCUCACAAACUAAUUAGCGAGAACAAUAAUAGGCGGUAAUAUCGCACUGUUGAGCCUCCCUAACUCUCCACAGGUUGAAAUCCCUUCAACAGAUCUACUUUCACGGUUGGCUUUUAUUUUGUAACUGGAACAAAUCUCGUCUUGUGUUCAGUUAUUCCGACCUGCCUUCGUUGUCACCGCAGCCUUCAGUCAUUUUAGAGAAAGUUUGUCCGUCUGUAGACUCGAAUCAUGAUCUAACGUCUGUAACUUAAAGAACUCACUCUGUAUUUGAACUGUUAAAGUGCCUUAAACACUCUGUAACAUCAGGUUGAACCCCGUCCAAUAAAAGUCAGAAUUGGUACUAAUUCA